GGUAACAGGCGAGACUUGGGCGUCCCGGGGAUUCCCCGGCACGUGGAGGCUGUGCUGGGCUUUGCUUCUUGCCCGGGGAUUUUCUCCUUUUGCAGCCGCUUCAUUUGGAAGCCGUGCAGAGGCGGGCAGGGAUGGAAGGCCCCUCGCUCCCUGGAUCCGCUUUCGGAAUCACGGAGAUGGACCCAAUCGAAGACUUUGACCUGGGGCCCAUGCCAAGCUCCCCCCUGAGCCAGGACACCUUCCAAACGCUGUGGAGCAGCAUCAUGGACGGAAAGGUGGAACCGUCCCUCUUGGAUCCGAACCCACCGUGUCCCAUGUCCUUUGAGGAAGGGACCAGCCCGCAGGUGGCAGAAGCGGACUACAACACCCUCGAACCCAUUUCAUCGGCGUUUGUCUCAGCACCCAUCAUUCCCUCCACCGAAGACUACGUUGGUGACCACGGCUUCGAGCUGGCCUUCGAGCAGUCGGGCACCGCCAAGUCCGUCACCUGCACCUAUUCGCCUAAAUUGAACAAGCUUUUCUGCCAGCUGGCCAAGACCUGCCCCGUCCACAUCAAAGUUUCCAACUUGCCCCCGUUCGGCGCUGUCAUCCGCGCCAUGGCCGUCUACAAGAAGUCCGAACACGUGGCCGAAGUGGUGAAACGGUGCCCCCACCACGAGCGCAACCAGGAUUACAACGACAGUGAGUUCAUGGAAUCCCAGUCUGGGAAGGUGGCACCCAAAGACCAUCCCGUCCAACUCUCUUCUCUCAGGCCAGUGGUUCUCAACCUGUGGGUCCCUAGGUGUUUUGACCUACAACUCCCAGAAAUCCCAGCCGGUUUA
This is a messenger RNA of Anolis sagrei ordinatus, 821 nucleotides long. NCBI's taxonomy places the organism in Eukaryota, Metazoa, Chordata, Lepidosauria, Squamata, Anolidae. The record is from RefSeq and is a predicted model, not a curated record.